Molecule: messenger RNA, 2392 nt
Organism: Ochotona curzoniae (black-lipped pika)
Lineage: Eukaryota; Metazoa; Chordata; Mammalia; Lagomorpha; Ochotonidae
Gene: OLFML1
Product: olfactomedin like 1
Exons: 3
Coding region: 126-1328 (400 amino acids)
Biological process (GO): signal transduction
Source: RefSeq, a predicted model, not a curated record
GCAAGAAGUUGUUUUUAAGGAUUUGCCACAGCUGCGGCUACAAAGCUGGAUACGACCACCUGGACCCUUGAGUCUUCUUCCAGAACUACGUGUAAGGGAUUUUGCUGCUGAAAGUUUACAGCGCGAUGGUCCUUCAGCGAGUUCCUGCCCUCCUGAUUCUGUUGCUUGCAGCAUGUCUGCCUCCACCGCAGUGUGCCCAGGACCCUGCCAUGGUGCAUUACAUCUACCAGCGCUUUCGAGUCUUAGAGCAAGGACUGGAAAAAUGCACCCAAGUUACAAGGGCAUACAUUCAAGAGUUCCGAGAAUUUUCAAAGAACAUAAGCAUUAUGCUGGGCAAGUGUCAGACCUACACAAGUGAGUACAAGAGUGAAGUCAAUAACCUGGCACUGAGAGUGGAACGUGCCCAACGGGAGAUCGACUACCUAGAAUACCUUCGAGAGGCUGACGUGUGCAUUGAGUCGGAGGAAAAAGCACUGGCAGAGAAGGUACUUCAAGAAGCUGAAGAGGAGAAAAAGAUCCAAACCUUACUGAAUGCAAGCUGCAACAACAUGCUGAUGGGAAUCAAGUCUCUGAAAAUAGUCAAGAAGACUGUGAACACAGAAGGCGCCUGGAUGAAAGACACUGUUGGUGACUCUGCAAAGAUAUAUUUCUUAAUUGGAUCCAGAAACAGCACUGUUUGGGAAUUUGCAAACAUGCGUGCAUUUAUGGAAGACAGCAUCAAGCCAGCCCCUCGAAAGCUAAUCCUAACACUUGCCUGGCAAGGAUCAGGCCAAGUGGUCUACAAAGGUUUUCUUUUUUUUCAUAACUCUGGAACUACUAAUGAGAUUGUCAAAUACAACCUGCAGAAGAGGACUGUGGAAGAUCGAAUGCUGCUCCCAGGAGGGGCUGGCAGAGCACCAGCAUACCAGCACAACCCCUCUGUUUACAUUGACUUGGCUGUGGAUGAGCACGGGCUCUGGGCCAUCCACACAGGGCCAGGCACCCAGGGCCAUUUGGUUCUUACAAAAAUUGACUCUGGGCCAAUGGGAGUGGAAUAUUCAUGGGACACCCCAUGCAAAAGCCAGGAUGCUGAAGCCUCGUUCCUCCUGUGUGGGGUUCUCUAUGUGGUCUACAAUCCUGGGGGUCAGGGCCCUCAUCGUAUCACCUGUGUGUAUGAUCCACUAGGCACUAUCAAUGAAGAGGACCUGCCCAACUUGUUCUUCCCCAGGCGACCAAGAAGUCACUCUAUGAUCCAUUACAACCCCAGAGAUAAGCAGCUGUAUGCCUGGAACGAAGGGAACCAGAUCAUUUACAAACUCCAGACGAAGAGAAAGCUGCCUCUGAAGUAACGCAUCAUCACAGCCCGGCAGGGCAGCGUGCUCAGCUUGGCAGCUGCUGUCCAGGACACUGAGGCCACAGCCCCUACAUGAUGUAGUAUCUCCCUAGUGCUACACAGAAUCAGGGUCUGGAAGUCAAAAUACAUAUGCAUCCUUUCCCAGAUGUCACUGCCGUUGGAGUCUUCCAAGAGCUUAGAUAAGAUUCUAUCGCCUGGAAUUUUCAGCAACAUCCAUUACUCAUCUAAGCCUCCUGCGUUUCAUGGCUUUCCACAGUCCGAUGCAAUUUCCUUCUAGCGUUUCUGAGUCGCCAGCAUUCCCUCUGAUGCUGCCCUCCUUCCUGACACAUUAACGACUGUUUACCACCCUAUAAUGUUCACUGGCAUCUCUCUCCUUUGGCCGUUGUUCAAGCUCUUUCCCAUGUGUCCAAUGCCUGUUGAUAUUCUCCCCUUUUUACUGCUCCACUAAAGUACUGCUUCUUAUGGAUGAUUAAUCUCUAUUUUCCCUAGCCCUGUCCUUCUGCCAAGCUAGGUGGAUAUAAUAACAUGGUAAAAACAUUAACAUUUGAAUCCAACUUUGCAGCUACUAAGUGUUUGCACAUCAUUUAAUUUUCAUCUCACCCUUGUAAGACAUGCACAGCAAAUCUUUAUAAUUGCCAUUUAACAAUGAGGAGCGUUUAGGUGAGUUAUUCAAAGUAACACAACUACGAGAUGAAAAAAAAAAAAAACCAGAAAAUAUUCCCCGAUUCACAGUCUUUCCAUUGCCCAAGGAAGCAUCAAAUAUGUAUGUUUGUUCACCCAGCCUUUCAUAAUCAAUGUGUUCAUCACUUCAGCCUAAAAAUAACAGGCUGUCUCUCUAGUCAGUUUUCAUGUCUGCAUUCAACCUGCCAAUCGGCCUCUGAAAAGCCACUUCCCCCAGAAAACCUGUGUAAGGGUUAGGAUCUCUCCUCUAGCCUCAUCUUGUCUUACUGCUUGUCCCCUGCUUCUCUUUUCUUGCUUUAAAUGCAAUAAAAAUGGCACUAAGCAAAUAACCUCAUCAGGUUAUAUUUGUGUCCAUACCCUCAGCAUGAAAGCUUUCAG